This is a messenger RNA of Colletotrichum scovillei, 3621 nucleotides long. RefSeq lists its product as uncharacterized. The coding region runs from base 226 to 3246 and encodes 1006 amino acids. The record is from RefSeq and is a predicted model, not a curated record. Gene Ontology annotation, cellular component: plasma membrane; mitotic actomyosin contractile ring, proximal layer; cell division site. The transcript has 5 exons. Gene Ontology annotation, biological process: cytoskeleton organization. Gene Ontology annotation, molecular function: protein binding; phospholipid binding. NCBI's taxonomy places the organism in Eukaryota, Fungi, Ascomycota, Sordariomycetes, Glomerellales, Glomerellaceae.
CCCGAAUACAGUUAUUGACGCCAACGUGGCUCUCAAUCAACUCCAGCUUUCCAACGCCAAAAUUCAGAAACGAUACUUUGAGGUUAUGCGCAAAGAGACCCAAGGGCUGUUCAUGAGCCUUGAUACAAUUUUCUACAGUUUAGUAGCCCGAAUCGACCGCACGCAACGCCAUACCUCUCUCGAGUCUGUUCCUUAUUUAAAGGCUUUGACUCACUUGUAGGCAUCAUGCCUACAUCGACGGCGGAUGGGCCAAGUGUGGCUUUGUCAUUCGCGAAUAACUUCUGGGGAAAGGAAGAUGCUGGCGUAGGCCCUCUGCUGGACCGUAUGCUCGCUGCGAAGCAAACAUGCGAUGAAUUGAAAUCUUUCUACAGCGCUCGUGCGUCUAUCGAAGACGAAUACUCCCGAAAACUACUCUCUUUGUGUCGAAAAUCAUUAGGAUCCCAUGAGUCAGGAAGUCUGAAGGUUUCCCUCGACACCGUUCGAGGCGAGGUCGAAUCGAUGGCGAAGCAACAUCAGAACAUCGCAGCGCAAAUGAAGACAGAAUUGGAAGAGCCUCUUGCCGCUUUCGCGGGUGGUAUGAAGGAGAGACGGAAGAUUGUGCAAAACGGGAUUGAGAAGAUCCUCAAGACGAAGAUACAACAAACACAGCACGUCAAUAAGACGCGGGACCGAUUCGAGCAGGAGUGUCUCAAGAUCAAGGGCUACCUCGCCCAGGGCCACAUGGUUAUGGGCCAAGAGGAGCGAAAGAACAAGGCGAAGCUAGAGAAGACGCAGAUCAGCGUUGCAACGUCUAAUACCGAGUACGAGAAUGCUGUGAAGGCACUUGAGGACACGACAGUGAGGUGGAAUCGAGAGUGGAAGGCGGCUGCGGACAAGUUCCAAGAUUUGGAGGAAGAGCGUCUCGACUUCACAAAGAGUAGCUUGUGGACGUUCGCCAACAUAUCUUCCACUGUCUGCGUCAGCGAUGAUGCUUCUUGCGAGAAGAUCCGUUUGUCACUGGAAACGAUGGAUGUUGAAACGGACAUCAUCAGCUUCAUCAAAGAACAAGGAACGGGCCAAGAGAUCCCAGAUCCGCCAAAGUACAUCAAUUUCUGUCGAGGAGAUGUCAACGACACGCAAUCGGAAACGUCGGACGAUGACAGCUACUCCGUUGCCCAAUUUCCAAGGAGUAUAAACCCGGCAUUCAGAUCAUCUUCACCGCAACCCUCGACAUACGAAUCGCACCACGAUCCCAAUUCAAGUCUUGCUCAGGACCUAGGACACAAAGAUCCACCUUCAGCUACUCCCAGAACCGUUGUCGCUCCUGAUUCAAGGCGCCAAGAUGCAAGCCCUUCUACGACUAGGCAACUCGCUCAUGAUACAGCACCAAAGGAUGUAAGCUCCUCUUCUAGAGGAUUUGGAUUAGAUUCGGGCCAUAAGGAUGCGAGCCCAACCGCAAGGAGCUAUCUGCAAGACACGGGUCGUCGAGAAAUCUUACCCCCUAAUACUCGCGAAGCACCAGUUACUGCACAGAGACCUUUAGACAAAUUACGGCAGGCAGCCCCGGCUGCUCAACCUCCGGCUCAACAGCAGCAACAACCAAGCCGACCUUCUCUUGAUAUGAGUCAGCGUGGAUCAUUUGCACCAGUCCCUCAUGAUCCGUACCCUCUCGACGGCAUGACAAUGCUUUGCCGUACCGGCCCACCCUCGGAGCGUAGCUCCCACCCGCCCUCAGCCAGGCCUUCGAGCCGCGAUUCCCUCAGCGAUUACUCGAACCCAACCUCGCUUUCAAGCCAAGAGCCAGCAAGCGGUAAAGUAUCGCCUGUUAAGCAGGAACCGGUGAGUGGGAUUCCGGUCUCGGAUAAACAAGUUCUCAAGAAACGGAGUGGCUUCUUCCAAAAUCACAGUCCAUUCCGUCGCAAGAGCACAAAGGAAUCACCAGGCUCGCCGGCGAAUAGAAACACCUGGCACCCAGUGACAUCUCAAGGAAGUCCGGCUCGAAGGCCCCAACUGCAGACUCAGGAGACAUCGAACCUGCUAGGAGACAGAUCAACCAUGAGCCCAGAGCCAAUUGAUGCAAAUGCUAGUCUCGCAUUGAACGUUGGGCAGAAUGUUUUCUCCGUCACAACUCCAGACUUGGAGAAGAGGAAGGGAUCCAAUGUUCCGGCCGCUCAGCCUGAGACGGAUCCGAUUGCUCUAGCCCUGGCCGAGCUCAAGGGCGUCGGCGUAGGAAAGCAGUCCAGCGUGCGCGUUUCCGCAGACCGCUAUCACGGCAUUGCUACUCCGACGCCUGGCUCUCAGCCGUUCUCCAGGUCGGUCCCGGCGGUGGGGAGCAGCAAUGCAACGGCCGGAGGACUUCGAGGCACGCCGCCUCCCUAUGAUCAGCAAGUCGUGCAGAGACUCGGAGUACCACCCCAGGCGGUGACAGCAAAGGCCAUGAAAGAGACAUCGGCCAAAUUUACCGACCAGACCCGUAGCAUGUUUAACCCGGCCAACCGCCCUGGGUCAAGCUACGGUGGAACGGCCAGCUCACGGCCAAUGACACGAGGUAGCGACGUUCCUCGGGCAGCGUCACCUGCCCCCCUUCGAAGCGCUUCCCCGAGAACUGCACCGACGGAGGACAUGCGAAGCGGCUACAGAAGCACCCCGCGCACUGCUUCGCCGAGAGCCGGGCCAGCCGAGGAUACUAGGGGUGGUUACCGAUCAGCGUCUCCUAAUCCGCAAGGUUCUCUGGGGCGAGGCUCAUCACGAAUGAGCAACAUACCCAGAAGGGGGUCAGAACAGCCCUACUACCAGAAGUCACCCAGCUCAAUGUCGAGAGCGGCGUCUCCAGCUCCUUACUUGGAGAAGAUGAGACCGGGCAGCAGCCAUGUCGCCAAUGAAUUAGCUGUUCAACUCGCGCCUGUCGGUGAUGAGGGCUAUGGAUCAGUCCGUGGCCGUGGUGGGAGUCGACCUGGAACGAGCUCCAGCAAUCGGGCCAUGGGACUCUACGAAGGCGGCGGGCCACCAGGUCAAGGCGAGUCGAGACAGCGUAGCAAGAGCGUGGCAGAUCCAUCUCGGCAAUAUACUCGUGAUGGCCGGCCCAUUUUGCAUUUUGCAAGGGCUUUGUACGUUUACCAGGCAGCCAUCCCAGAAGAACUGGGAUUCUCUAAGGGGGACCUUCUUGCCGUCCUGCGUCACCAAGAUGACGGGUGGUGGGAAGCUGAAAUUCAUGGGAGUAAUGGGCGCAUGGGGCUGGUCCCAAGCAAUUACCUUCAACCGUGUUAGAGAAGUUCGGUUGCUCAGGGAGCAGAGUGGUGCACGACUGGCUGAGUUGAUGAAGAUUCAUGACAUGAGCGAGAUUCUUGGGGGUUUUCCAGCUUUGUUACGUAGUUUUGGGAUAUGCCUUGUCGCGGUUUGGAGUUUCGGUUUCCGAUGAUGCUGUAUACUUGCGCUUGGCUGAGAAUGUUAGUCCUCCCCACGGACAAACUAAGCACUUAAUGAAUGAGAGUGAUCACUACAUUUGUACUUUCGCUAUAGGUAGUGGACUUUCUUGAUCCGCGCAGAUUCCAUUUGGUGAAGAUUGAUGCAAGGGAGCGGAGGUGCGGUGUCCUUGGGAGUUGGAACAACAUGUACGGAUACAUGCGUCAAUGAAAGAUUGAU